AAAUAUCAAUAUGGCAGCUACGGUCUGAUAGGUUGGACGUCGUAAUGUUACGACUAUGAAGAAAUAGCGUGUUUUGUGAAAAGCUACACGCGUAUUAAAAUCUUCAAUUUACGAAAUGUUUUACAGUAAUGUCAUUACUGAUUAAAUUUUACAAACAAUACAAGCCUCAUUAAAUACGAAGCCAAAGAAAUAAGGCAAUGGAUUUAACUUUAAUAACGCACGAAACGGAGAUUAAAGGUUGAGAAAAGAUAGUAGAGAGGAAAGCAUUCACAAUUCCCUCCGACGAACGGAGAAACAGAAGAAAUGCUGACUUCAAAAAACUACAAUAUUAUAUGUUAAGAAGAAAUUAAUUUUGCACAUACAUUAAUUCUAUAAAAAGCAAGAAAAUGAGUAGAUCAGAUUGUGCAACUGAUGCAGGAAGCGGCUGGCGUGAAUGUGCCAAAUGGUUAACAAGAUGUGGAGCGUUACGAGCUGAUCAUAAAGCCAAUUGGCCAAAUGCAACACCGUUUGAUCUUGCUUACACAUUAAGAGAUGGAGUAUUACUUUGUAAUUUAUUAAACACUGUAGAUUCAGGAUGCAUAGAUAUGAAAGAUGUGAAUCAAAAACCACAAAUGGCACAAUUUUUAUGUUUACGAAAUAUAAAAGUAUUUCUGUCUGCAUGUUCCACUAUUUUCGGAUUAUCAGAUUCCGACCUCUUCGAACCUUCUAUGUUAUUUGAUUUAUCCAAUUUUCAACGUGUACUUUGUACAUUAUCUGCUUUAUCGAAUUGUCAUCGUUUAAGACAAAAGAGUAUUCCAGGUUUCUCGGUAGGCCAUAGUCGAUCUCAAGAAGAUAUUUAUAAAGAUUUGCAAAGUGCUGGUGUAGGGCGCGAAGAUGAAGGUCGUCGCAGAAGGUUUAGAAGGAGAGAGGGAGAUGAAGCAGGUGGAGGAGGAGACAAUGAUGACUCUGUAGGAGAAGAAGAUGGUUAUGGAGCUUAUUGCAGUCAUGCUCAAAGUGAAGAGAUCUAUCAGGACCUUUGUAGUUUACACCUGCCACCUCCUCCAUCUGUUGCUCAGCAGGGUGCUGCAAUAUCAGGAGGAGAAAAGAGAGACUAUGUUAUUCAAGAACUUGUAGAGACUGAAAGAAAUUACUCGGAUGUUCUUAACAGUUUAUUAAAACAUUUUGCGAGACCGCUCUCGUCAUUGUUAAGACCUGAAGAUUCCGCACGAAUAUUUUUUGGUAUAAAAGAAUUGUCCGAAAUCCAUGCUGGCUUCCAUAGUCAACUUCGUAAAGCAAGAAACGGAGCUGCCUUAGCUCAAGUUUUCCUUGAUUGGCGAGAAAAGUUUCUUAUUUACGGAGAUUAUUGCGCAAAUCUUACGCUUGCACAAAAUACGCUACAAGAAGCAUGUGUGAGAAACGAAGUUUUUAAUCAGGAGGUCAUAAGAUGCCAACAAGAUUCCAAUAAUGGUAAAUUUAAACUACGUGAUAUACUUUCCGUACCAAUGCAGAGGGUGCUAAAAUAUCAUUUGCUACUUGAUAAGUUAGUAGAAGAGACUCCUAGGGAUUGGCACGAAGAUCGACGUCAAUUAAGUGAAGCGAGAGAAGUUAUGGUAGAUGUAGCACAGUAUAUAAACGAAGUCAAACGUGAUGCAGACACAUUAGAUAUCAUAAAAGAUAUAGAAGCAUCGAUAAUUGAUUGGGACGUACCUGAAGAUGCACAAUUAAAAGAUUACGGACGUUUGUUAAGAGAUGGAGAGCUUAAGGUGAAAGCUCAUGGUGAUCAAAGAAUAAAAGCCCGUUAUGCAUUUGUUUUUGAGCAAAUCAUUCUAAUUUGUAAAGCAGGAAGAGGUGAUCAAUAUUGUUAUAGAGAUUUUUUACGUUUAGAUGAUUAUAGACUCGAGGAUCAUACGGGAAGACGAACUCUUGGCCGAGAUUCACGUUGGUCUUAUCAAUGGUUACUUGUGCAUAAACAAGCUUACACUGCAUACACCUUAUAUGCAAGGACAGAAGAACAAAAGCAAAUGUGGAUUAAAGCUUUGCAAGAUGCGAUGGAUAAUGUAAAUCCUGCUGCAUGUCGAAACACAAAUCAUAAAUUUAAACUUACAACGUUUGAUACUGCACGUAGUUGUCAACGUUGCGGUCGAUUCCUUAAAGGCUGUAUAUUUCAGGGUUACAGAUGUGAAGUGUGUCGCCUUGCUGUACACAAACAAUGUAUUGCACAUUCAGGACGUUGUAUGCCAAUACCACCUCCACCUCCACCACCACCACCCUUACCUUGUGAAAGAGCACUUUCUGCAAAACUUUGGUUUGUUGGAGAAAUGGGACGAGACACGGCAUCUAAUAAACUUGAACCUCGUGAGGAUGGCACAUAUAUGUUAAGAAUAAGACCAGCUGGCCAACCUCGGCUUAAGCAUGAAACUAAUUAUGCAUUAAGUAUCAAGGCCGAUGGUGCAGUAAAACAUAUUAAGAUAUUCAAACGUGAUGUAGAUGGUGCAGAUCUCUAUUAUCUUAGUGAAUCUAGAUUUUUUAAGAGUGUCGUCGAACUUGUAGAAUACUAUGAACGCGCCUCAUUAGCAGAGAAUUUUGAAAAACUAGAUCAACGAUUAUUAUGGCCUUUUCGUCGCGUAUUAGCCAAAGCACUAUUUGAUUUUCAUGGUAGCGAACGUAAUCAAUUGAGUCUUCGACGUGGAUGCAGAGUUGUUGUUUUAAGUAAAGAAGGUGAUGCCAAAGGAUGGUGGAAGGGCAAGAUAGGUGAUCAAGUAGGAUUUUUUCCUAAGGAGUAUGUCGAGGAAGAAUAACAAAAAUGCGACAGUAAUAAUUCUUCUUUAUGUCGCAAUUAUCUUAUCGUGCAAUCAUAAAUUGAGUGAAAUAUAUUUUGAAGAGAUAGAAAAAAAAAAAAAAAAAAAAAGAAACAAAAAAGAAAAAAAAAAAUGAAAAGAAAAAGCAAAAUGAAAUAUACCAUGACGUUUACAUUGUGCAAAGCAUCUUGUAAAAUAAUAUUUUCGAUGCUAAUCUUACUGGCUAAUAAUUUUCUUUAAUAUUUGAUUCUCUCUUCGAUUCACAAUCAAUUAAUUUACACAUGAAGAUAUUUAUACAUAUGUAUAUAUAUACGUAUAUACAUAGAGUGAUAUACCGUAACGUACUCAUUCUUCUAGAAUACUUUUCUUUUACUAUAGACGAUGACAAAUAACUGUUUUUUGUUCGCGUCUAGUUCGAGAAUGGCAGGAGAAAAGAGGCAAAAAGUCGAUAGCGAAAUUAUAAUAAUUUCUUUUUUACUCGUUCUUUAUUUUCUUACUAAUACUUCACUUACCAAACUUUCGUCCGCUUAUCUAUUUUUUCUAACUAAGUAGAUCUCGCUCAAUCAGUAUAUGCUUUUGGCAUUAAUCUUUCAUAAGUUUUUUUUUUUUUAUACAAUACAAAAUUUGUUUAAUUAACUUAUUGAUUUUUUAUCACUUCUCAAAGCAUUGCUUUCAUGCCUAAUAACUUUUUAAUGACCCUUGGUACUCUUCUUCUGCCUCUUAUAAUUUCUUUUUUAUAAUUUUUUUUUUAAACUUAGUCAUCUGUUGUUAAUGGUCUUUUCAUUUCUCGAUCCAACCGUCCUACUCGUACUACCUAUUUUUUAUAUGCUUUCUGGGAUCCAUCAUAAUAUAUGUAUAAUCAUUUUUCGAUGGCCACGUAUUUUAUUUUAUCAUUUUAUCGAUUUUGCUUUUGGGAAACUGUAAAAUAAACUUCCACUCGUAUUCUUUUAUUAUAUAAAAAAAAAAAAAAAAAAAAAAAAACAUUCCAAUUUCAAAUUUCGCAUAUGGAGAGCAUUAUAUAAUUUCAAUAUAUAUAUAUAUAUAUAUAUAUACACAUACACUGUGUGUGUGUGUGCGCGCGCGCGCGUCUGUGUGUAAUGAUUAAUAGAUUGUUAUUUGAUUUAAAACAGAAAGAUUUGAAAGGAAAAAUUUCCUUAUCUCAGUCAGCUAUUGUAUACAGUUUAGAUAAUAGGUGCAAACAAAUUUUGCGAUGCCUAAGCAAAUUUUUACAUCCGCAAUCCAUGAAAUACAAGAAUUAUUCUCAAACGAGAAAUAUAACAAAGUGGUCACUGAUUUAAACGUUCUAUGUAUGUAUGUAUGCAUAUAUGAAAAUAGCUUCAUGUCUAGUUAAUUCUAUCACGUAUACAAGUUGUAAUAUGAAUUAUAAUUACUAGUUCUCUUCUAAUAGGAUCAUUUUGAUUAGUAUUAGAAAAAAAAAAAAAAGAAAAGAAAAAAAAACAAGAUCUUUAUGCGAAAAGGGAGUUGUUUCUUGAAAUUAAACGUUCAUAAAAUAUGAAAUUUUUAGGAAAAAUAAUGGAUUCUGUGAACAUUUAUAUAUUCAAGAUAAUUUUCCUUUGCAUUUUCUUUUUUUCCUUUAAAAUCUAAUUGUCAAUUAUUAAUUGUACAUAUUGUGUUCUCAUACAGCUAAUGAAAGCUUAACUACAUAUGUAUUCUCACAUACAUACGUAGUUGCAGUAUCCAUAUAUAUUUUAUUGUAGGAAAGAAAUUAGCUGUAAUAUUUUUUUAAUGGUUAGAAAAAUUCUCGAUCGUGCCAAUAAGAAUAAUCAAUAAAGUUUACAUUUUAUUGAGUUGUUAUAAAAAA
Messenger RNA from Vespula pensylvanica (western yellowjacket), 4599 nucleotides. RefSeq names its product protein vav (gene Vav). Gene Ontology annotation, biological process: regulation of GTPase activity; cell migration. The transcript is spliced from 9 exons. The record is from RefSeq and is a predicted model, not a curated record. Bases 387 to 2777 code for a protein of 796 amino acids. Gene Ontology annotation, cellular component: cytoplasm. Lineage: Eukaryota; Metazoa; Arthropoda; Insecta; Hymenoptera; Vespidae. Gene Ontology annotation, molecular function: guanyl-nucleotide exchange factor activity; protein binding.